UUCCAGUUUUGAUCUGAGAGAGAGAUUUUGGUGGGCACAAUAGUUUGGUGAAAAUGGGAACCCCGGUCUACUUCUUCACGACAAUCAACUCGCUCUCGGCUGGUGGUUUAUGCUAUUCUAUAUUGAAAUUGCGAGCUCAUCCCUUGCCCUUGAAGAAUCCAAGAGAUCUGCUUAUCUGAGUUCACGCCAUAGAUCAAAUCUCUGUGUGAUGGCUAGAGCUGGAGGAAUUACUAACGCUGUAAACGUAGGGAUAGCGGUUCAAGCUGAUUGGGAGAAUCGCGAAUUCAUCUCUCAUAUUUCCAUCAAUGUUCGUCGUCUCUUUGAUUUCCUCGUCCAUUUUGAGGCAACAACAAAGAGCAAGUUGGCAUCUUUGAACGAGAAGCUUGAUACGCUGGAGCGGCGGCUUGAAAUGCUUGAAGUCCAAGUCAGUACUGCAUCUGCUAACUCAUCUCUUUUUACCAGUUAAUGUUUACUCUACCUUGUAUAAAAAGAGACAGCUCCUGUUAUAAUUUUUGUCUUGUUUUCACCAGUGUAAACGAAAUAUGAGGAUCUUGUGUAACCCAAAUUAUGAAAACACAUUGAUGGUAAAAUCAUAUCUGUCUAGUGCUGUUAUACUGAUCUA
Molecule: messenger RNA, 622 nt
Organism: Benincasa hispida (wax gourd)
Lineage: Eukaryota; Viridiplantae; Streptophyta; Magnoliopsida; Cucurbitales; Cucurbitaceae
Gene: BRK1
Product: BRICK1
Biological process (GO): actin filament organization; regulation of actin polymerization or depolymerization; cell motility
Cellular component (GO): SCAR complex
Molecular function (GO): protein-containing complex binding
Source: RefSeq, a predicted model, not a curated record